AUGAGGCCCAAGCGAGGCCGGAAUUGUGCUCGAGUCCGCGCAAGACAGCCUCUUCUGGGAGGAGACGCAAAGACGAUUUCAGCCCAACAGUCUCGUCUCAUCGUGGCCCCACUUGACCUACUCGAAGUGAGUCUUAGCAACUCGGCUUGCUCGUCAAUCUCUGCCCCAACAACUGUGAAAGCCGUCUUUUGGGUUGACGAGAAUAUGCAGCUUCGUCUCAUAAAAUGCAUGUACAGAAAGAUCCUUUUCCCACCAAUCACAUGCUCGCAUCUGCUUCACAAUCGCUUUCCCGCCAUUCUCCUCUUUCUCCUCACUCCGUCUAGAAGCGGCCAUUCACGCCGGACAACCAAAAGGUAA
Molecule: messenger RNA, 357 nt
Organism: Protopolystoma xenopodis
Lineage: Eukaryota; Metazoa; Platyhelminthes; Monogenea; Polystomatidea; Polystomatidae
Source: the annotation of a GenBank genome assembly